GCAUAUGAUUAAUUAAUUAGUUGAUGCGCAGCACGUCACGGUUGGAGUUGGAUUAGUGGCCUCCCACCCACAUUCUGCGACGCUUCUUCUACUUCGUCGUCUAUAUAUAUACGCAGCAUUUGCACAUUCUAUUUGUAAACAAAAUGAGAACUUUUCUCUUCACAGUCGCAGCACUGCUACUCCUGUGCGGCGCCACCGCGGAGUCCGACGUCUUCCACGUGACCGGCAGCGUGCUCUGCCAGGAAUGCGGCGAAGGCUGGAAUGAAUGGGUCAAUGGCGCCAACCCUAUCCAAGGGUGCAAAGUGUCGGUGACGUGCUUGGACGAGAGGAGCAGAGUGGUGCAGUACACCAGCGACUUGACCGACGAGGCCGGAAACUUCGAGGUGGCUUGUAAGAAAUACGUGAAUGGCAAGAAGCUGAAUCCGCACAACUGCUACUUGAGGCUGGUGUCGUCGCCGCACCCCGUCUGCAACGUGGCCACCAACUUCGCCGGCGGCAAGAGCGGGGUCAAUCUCCACCGCCCAAACGUCGUCUACAGAGACAUAAUAAAGUACGCGCUGGGCCCCUUCUACUACACCACUCCCAUGUGCGAUGAACCUGAUACCACCGAUCAACAAACUUCCGAUGAUUCCAAGCAGAACAACUAUUAGAUUUUUUGCAUUUUCAUUUCCUCAUUGUUCAUUGCCCAUUCAUAUAAUUUGAAAUUCAUUACUAUACAAUGUUUUCCCCCUCCCCAACUCCCCCAAGUCCAAAAAAAAUUACGGGUUCCUAAUGUGCUUAAUCAUGUUCGUUUUGUUAGGGAAAAAAAAAAAUACUAUAUGAACUUUAAUAUUGCAGUAAAUUUAUUAUUGAUUUAA
Salvia miltiorrhiza (redroot sage) is the source of this 857-nucleotide messenger RNA. RefSeq names its product pistil-specific extensin-like protein. The transcript has 2 exons. The coding region runs from base 144 to 650 and encodes 168 amino acids. Lineage: Eukaryota; Viridiplantae; Streptophyta; Magnoliopsida; Lamiales; Lamiaceae. The record is from RefSeq and is a predicted model, not a curated record.